AGUAAGUGAUUAACAAUAAACAAACAUCAUAAUUCAUAAUGGUAGUAGGUGUUGGAUUUUUGUGCUAUAUUUGAUACAAUAAGUGGCUCAUUUCGAUGCUUCUCUGUUCAUCAUUCAUUCACUCACUCUCUGUGUUCAUUCUCUCUCUUUUUUCUUAUUCCAGACAGACUUAGCUAGUUGAAGAAACAAGCUCAGGUUUCAAGUGCAGCAGCCUCUUCCCAACAAACAAGAUAUAUAACAAUCUUUAGGUUCGAUUUCUAUGGCUGCUUCAUUGAAAGAAAUGACUUCUGACUUUGUUAAGUUGGAAAAGUUUAAUGGGGGAAAUUUCAUCCGCUGGCAAAAGAAGAUGAAGUUUCUUCUUACAACAUUGAAAGUGGCAUACGUUCUGAACAUGGCAAGGCCUGAGGACAAGGAUGAUGAAACCGUUGCUGAGACAAGAGACAGGCAGAAAUGGGACAACGAUGAUUACAUCUGCUUAGGACACAUCCUGAAUGGUAUGUCUGACUCUUUGUUCGAUAUCUACCAGAGCAGCCCUUCUGCAAAAGACUUAUGGGACAAAUUGGAAACCAGAUACAUGCGUGAAGAUGCAACAAGACACUUCAAGAAUGAAUGCAGGUUCUUUAAAAAGAAGAACAAAGAAAAGAAUUCAAGGGCAACAAAUGAUGAUUUUGUUGCGGUCAUUUCUGAAAUCAACAUGAUUGAAGAUGUUGAUUCAUGGUGGAUAGACUCUGGUGCUACUCGCCAUGUGUGCAAAAACAAGAAAAUGUUCAAGACCAUCAAUAAAGAUGUGAGUGUUUUGUACAUGGGAAAUGAUUCAACUGUGCAAGUCCAAGGAAAAGGGACCAUAGAGAUUGAAUUCACUUCUGGAAAAACACCCACUCUUAAAGAUGUAUUUUAUGUUCCUGAAGUUGGGAAGAACUUGAUUUCUGUACCAUUACUUAAUAAGAAUGGGUUCAAAUCUGUAUUUGAGGGAGAUAAAUUUAUCCUCUCAAAGUGUGUGUUUGUAGGAAAGGGAUAUUUGUGUGAGAAUAUGUUCAAAUGUAAUGUUGCAAAUAUUAAUAAUAAUAAUAAUAAUAAUAAUAUGAUUUCUGCUUAUAUUGUUGAGUCUUGUGAUUUAUGGCAUAUGCGAUUGGGACAUAUUAAUUUUAGAAAAUUGGAGGAUAUGAUGAAAUCAAAUCUAAUUCCUAAUUUUGAUAAAAAUUUUGAUUCAUGUACUACUUGCAUGUUGACUAAAAUUACAAGACAACCUUUUAAAAGUGUUAAAAGAAGUUCUAGGGUGCUAGAUUUAAUUCAUUCAGAUGUAUGUGAUUUACAUGGUUGGCCCACCAUUGGUGGUAAAAAGUAUUUUGUUACUUUCAUUGAUGAUUGCACUCGAUUUUGUUAUGUUUAUUUAAUGCAUUCAAAAGGUGAAGUUUUAGAUAAAUUCAAAAUAUUUAAAGCACAAGUAGAACUUCAACAUGAAACUUUCAUUAAAUGCUUUAGAAGUGAUAGGGGAUGAGAGUUCUAUCAUCCGAGUUAUUUUGAAUCCACUGGUAUUGUGCAUCAUGUAACUGCACCAUACACCCCACAACAAAAUGGAAUAGCAGAAAGGAAGAAUAGAACUUUGGUAGAAAUGGUUAAUGCCAUGUUGUCCUAUUCUGGAUUAUCUAAAGGAUAUUGGGGUGAAGCAAUGCUAACAGCAUGUUACAUCCUAAAUAGGGUUCCAAACAAAAGGAAUAAAAUAACCCCAUAUGAACUUUGAAAACAAAGAAAAAAGCUUACUCUUAAUUAUUUGAAAGUUUGGGGUUGUAGAGCAAUUGUGAAAGUGCCUGAACCAAAAAGAAAGAAAUUGGGUGAAAGAGGAAUUGAAUGUGUAUUUUUAGGCUAUGCAGAAAAUAGCAAAGCAUAAAGAUUCUUGACUAUUGAAUCGAAUGACUCAUAUUCUGUUAAUACAGUAAUUGAGUCAAGAGAUGCAAUUUUUCAAGAAGAUAGAUUUAACUCAAUUUCUUAUCCCAAGGAUAUUGUUCAUUCUAAUGUUCAAAAUUUAGAAAACAAUGAAUCUGAUAUAGAUACAUUGGAUGGUUCAGAACUUAGAAGAAGUAAGAGGAUCCGGAAAGAGAAAGAUUUUGGAUCUGAUUUCUUCAUGUUUCUUGUAGAAGGAACAGGUAAAUCCAUAAAUAGUUAUGGACCAAUUUGCUUUAACCUUGAGAGUGAUCCGGUAACAUAUGAAGAGGCUAUAAAAUCUCAAGAUUCAGCUUUUUGGAAAGAAGCUAUUCAAGAAGAAAUGGAUUCAAUUAUGGGUAAUAAAACUUGGAAAGUGGUAGAUCUCCCACCCGGAUCCAAACCGAUAGGCUGUAAAUGGAUCUUUAAAAGGAAAAUGAAAGUGGAUGGUACCAUUGAUAAAUUCAAGGCUAGACUAGUUGCUAAAGGAUUUACGCAAAAAGAAGGCCUUGAUUAUUUUGAUACAUAUGCACCUGUUGCAAGAAUUGCAUCAAUCAGAAUGCUAAUUGCACUGGCAUCCAUCCAUAAGUUUGUAAUCCAUCAAAUGGAUGUUAAAACUGCUUUCCUAAAUGGAGAGUUGGAUGAAGAGGUAUAUAUAAAACAACCGGAAGGGUUUGUGAUCAAAGGUCAAGAAGAUAAAGUGUGUAAAUUAACUAAGUCUUUAUAUGGGUUGAAACAAGCACCCAAACAAUGGCACCAAAAGUUUGACCAAGUUGUGUUAGCCAACGGAUACAUCAUAAAUGAAUCUGACAAGUGUAUUUACAGUAAAUUCCAAAAUGGAAAAGGUGUCAUGAUUUGCUUAUAUGUAGAUGACAUGUUGAUCUUUGGUACAAGUAUAAAUGAGGUUGAAGAAACUAAAGCUUUCUUAUCCAACAAUUUUGAUAUGAAAGAUUUAGGAGAAGCUGAUGUGAUUUUAGGAAUUAAAAUCAUAAGAGAUGGUAACCAUAUUGGUUUAUCCCAAUCUCAUUACAUAGAAAAGGUGCUUCAGAAAUUCAAUCAUUUAGAUUGUAAACCGAUCUCUACCCCAUUUGACCAAACUGUCAGUUUGCAACCAAGUAAAGAACACUUGCACGCUGUGAAAAGAGUAUUAAAAUACUUAAAGGGAACAAUGAAUUAUUGUUUAACAUAUAGUGGAGACCCUUCUGUUUUGGAAGGAUACACAGAUGCUAGUUGGGUAACGUAUGUUGAAGAUCAUGCUUCCACAAGUGGAUGGAUCUUCAACCUUGGUGGAGGUGCAGUUUCUUGGGGUUCAAAGAAGCAAACAUGCAUUGCCGACUCCACCAUGGCUGCAGAAUUUAUUGCAUUGGCUGCAGGGAGUAAAGAGGCAGAAUGGCUAAGAAAUUUAUUGUAUGACAUACCAGUUUGGCAAAAGCCAAUGGCGCCAGUAUCCAUACAUUGUGAUAGUCAAUCCACACUAUCAAAAGCUUAUAGCCAAAUUUAUAAUGGGAAAUCAAGGUAUAUUGGUUUAAGACAUAGCUAUGUAAGAGACUUGAUUUCUAAUGGAAUAAUUUCCAUCAUGUUCGUAAGAACAGAGAAGAAUCUUGCAAAUCCUUUGACGAAAGGUCUGACAAAGGAUAUGGUGUUGAAGACAUCAUUGGGGAUGGGACUCAAGCCCAUAUCUAAUUGA
Messenger RNA from Medicago truncatula (barrel medic), 3607 nucleotides. Its product is annotated as retrovirus-related Pol polyprotein from transposon TNT 1-94. The record is from RefSeq and is a predicted model, not a curated record. Gene Ontology annotation, molecular function: nucleic acid binding. NCBI's taxonomy places the organism in Eukaryota, Viridiplantae, Streptophyta, Magnoliopsida, Fabales, Fabaceae. Gene Ontology annotation, biological process: DNA integration.